GAGUCCCUCUUAACCAACAUUUGUAUCCAUCCCGAAACACAAAAAAUAAAAAAUGAGAAGAAACUGCAAUCUGGAACUCCGGCUGCUUCCCUCCAUUGAUUCCGAUGACCGUCGCCACUGGAUGGAAGAGACGGGCAAAAGCCCAGAAAGCCAGCAGCAACAGUUGACCAUUUUCUACAAUGGAAGGAUCUGUGUUUGUGAUGCCACAGAGCUUCAGGCGAGAGCAAUUUUAACAAUGGCAACUCGAGAGAUAAUGGGGGAGAGAAUGAACUUGAAGACUCCAACGGGAACAGAUCCAGUUUCGCCAACGUUGCCGUUUCAAGUCUACAGUCCGUCGGCCGGAGUUUCCAUGAAGAGAUCGCUGCAAAGGUUUCUUCAAAAACGAAAGAAUCGGAUCCAAACCACGUUUCCAUACCAAUUACCACACUGAAAAUGUUUGAUUGAUUUAAAGAAGAAAAGGCUAGAGGAUAAUCUGGAUUUCCGCUUUCCAGUGUCAUCAUAUCAACCUUCGAUCUGCAAUUUCAAUCCUUAAUUUCUUCCUGAACAAGGGGAGUUUUUGUAAAUUAUUAUGUACGUAUUGAAUUAAACGGCCUUACUGGACUCGUUAUUUCAUUUUAUACAUUUAAUUUGUUCAAUUGAAUUUUUUAUUUCAUUGUGUUGUUGUGUUUGCAUUUUGAUUAUUUAAACUCUAUGAAUUUUUUUUCCAUUAAAGAAAUUGAUUACUU
Molecule: messenger RNA, 725 nt
Organism: Rubroshorea leprosula
Lineage: Eukaryota; Viridiplantae; Streptophyta; Magnoliopsida; Malvales; Dipterocarpaceae
Source: the annotation of a GenBank genome assembly